AAGGGCGGUGACAGAAUGCCAACGUCGCGUGGGGCGGCGGAGGAGGGGCGUCCGGACCUCGGAGCAGGGCCUGGAGAAGGGUGCUUCAAGGAUGACCGAAUCGUCUUCUGGACCUGGAUGUUCUCCACCUACUUCAUGGAGAAGUGGGCCCCGCGGCAGGACGACAUGCUCUUCUACGUGCGCAGGAAGCUGGCCUACGCCGGCAGCGAGGGCGGCGAGGGCAGGAAGGCGGAUGCUGAGCCCGAGGUGGAGGUGGAGGUGUACCGGCGCGACUCCAAGAAGUUGCCAGGCCUGGGGGACCCCGAUAUCGACUGGGAGGAGAGCGUGUGCCUGAAUCUCAUCCUGCAGAAGCUGGACUACAUGGUGACCUGUGCAGUGUGCACACGUUCUGAUGGAGGUGACAUUCACAUCCAUAAGAAGAAAUCCCAGCAAGUGUUUGCAUCUCCCAGCAAACACCCCAUGGACAGCAAAGGGGAAGAGUCCAAGAUGAGUUACCCUAACAUCUUCUUCAUGAUUGACAGCUUUGAGGAGGUGUUCAGCGACAUGACCGUGGGGGAAGGAGAGAUGGUGUGUGUGGAGCUGGUGGCCAGUGACAAAACCAACAUGUUCCAGGGGGUCAUCUUCCAGGGCUCCAUCCGCUACGAGGCGCUCAAGAAGGUGUAUGACAACCGAGUGAGCGUGGCGGCUCGCAUGGCCCAGAAGAUGUCAUUUGGCUUCUACAAGUACAACAACAUGGAGUUCGUGCGCAUGAAGGGGCCCCAGGGAAAGGGCCAUGCCGAGAUGGCAGUCAGCCGAGUGUCCACUGGUGACACGUCCCCCUGCGGGACCGAAGAGGACUCCAGCCCAGCUUCACCCAUGCAUGAGCGGGUGACCUCCUUCAGCACCCCCCCAACCCCGGAGCGGAACAACCGGCCUGCCUUCUUCUCCCCGUCCCUCAAGAGGAAGGUGCCCCGGAACCGCAUCGCCGAGAUGAAGAAGUCUCACUCCGCCAACGACAGCGAGGAGUUUUUCCGGGAGGACGACAGUGGAGCCGACCUGCACAAUGCAACCAAUCUGCGGUCCCGGUCCCUGUCUGGCACGGGACGGUCCCUGGUCGGGUCCUGGCUGAAACUGAACAGAGCCGAUGGGAACUUCCUUCUCUAUGCACACUUGACAUACGUCACUUUGCCGCUGCAUCGAAUCUUAACAGACAUCCUGGAAGUCCGGCAGAAGCCCAUCCUGAUGACCUAGAGUGCGUGCAGCCCGCUCGGAGCCCCGGCCCUGCUCAGCCCUGGGAGUGCUGCCAAGUGCCUACCUGUCACCGCCACCGGGGUCUUCUGUGACAAGCCAGUGCUGGAGCCACAGCCAGGCGGGGCCACUCGACUCCCGGGGCCAGGGCCGACUCUAGAACACCAGCCCAAACUGAAGUGCCUCGUCCUCCUCCCUCUGGCUCUGCUCCCGCCCUGUGCCGCCACUCGCCCGCCUCUGGAGAGCCCUCUGUAUCCAGAGGCCAGAGACACAAGAGGCCAUAGGAUAGCCAGCAUCCAGAAUGUGCCCAGACCCACUGACCUGGCUCACAGCUGACAGAGCCGGACCCAGACCCGGGCGCUCCGUGGUCAGACUGUGUGUCCUUAGGGAAGCCCAAAGAAGCCCAGCUGAGGAUUUUGCCAAGGGGUCCCGACACACCUGGGCCUCCAGCUAGUCCAGCUCAGCCUCCCCUAGUCACCGCUGUCACAAUAGGUUACUGCAGGAAGACGGGGAAGAUGGGAACUUGCUGUUGGACGCUUUGCCCUGGGCUGGAGCACCUCACUCACACCCAGUUCCAGAACAGCCUGAGCCAAGCAGAUCGCCCUGAUUCCGCCAGAAUGGCCUUUCGCUUCCAGCCAAAGAACACCACCAACACACAACCUCCGACCCGGACGCGUCCCGUUCUGGGCCUCGGCUGGAGGGUCCCCUGGAAUUUGGAUUCUUUGGGCAGGUGGGAGGGCUUUGUGGUUAGUGUCUGAUGUGGGCUGGGGUUGGCCUCCCCUCAGGAAGGUUCUAGGCAUACCCGCCGUCCUGAGGCCGGAGGGGGCUGGGCAUCAUUUCCUGUCCUUGGUGGUCUUUGGCUAGUGUGCUGGCCCCUCUUCUCAGACCAGCUCCCUGGGCAGGGUGGGGCUCAGCUGGGUGUGCACGGCAGGUGCAGCGGUCGGUGUGCGGGCUGCCAGCCUGGCCUUGCCCUAGCGCGAAGGAGCCGCAUCUGGUGACGCGCAGUGUGCUCUCGUGAGCAGAGGCCUCCCCACCCAACAGGGAAUAAACUGGAAGCUGGGUCUCUUUGUUGCUGUUUUGGUUUGAAGUCCCCCAUACUGGAGGGCACCAGUCGUUUAAGACCCUCUGCAGGCCGCAGAGGCAGACGGGAGCAUGUCUUCCUGCCUCUGCGUUCUGCGGGCUCCGGGAAUGGGGCACCACUUCGGGGCUUUCUCCAGAUUUUGUAUAUUGUUAUUAAAAGCGAGCUGUUGCAUUUCACCCUGCCUCCGUCUGCCCGCUGUGACCGGGGCCGGUUCCACCUACCUCACUCCGUCUCCAGGGUUCAGUGCACCACGGGUCAGGGCGCCGUCGGUCCUUCUGCCUGGGGUGGGCGCCGUCGGUCCUUCUGUCAUGGGGCGGCUGCUCCAGAGGCUCGCCACCUCUCCCCCUUUGUAAUGACCUGUGUCAGUGUGGACCUCCAGCAGCGUCCAGCCCAGGCUGGAGCUGCAGCUCGGCUCUGCUGGUUGCGCCUAGCCAGCGUCCUAGGGCAGCAGAGUCAGGUCAGGCCCCAGAGUGCCUGCGCAGAGCCCUGUCCAGCACGCUCUUCUCCAGGGGUGCCUGAUGCCGCUCCCAUCUGUCCAGGAUGGCCAAAAUACACCUCCUGCCUCAAGAGCUUUCUCCCUGCUCCUUCUGGGCUGUGGACUUGUGGACUGGGUCUCGGAGAAGUGAAGCCCUGAUGUGUCUUCCAUGGAAGGACAAGGCAGUCCAGGGCGGCAGCAGGUAGUGGGUCCCCACUGUAAGGUGGGGUAGCUGUGAGGAGCUGCUGAAGGCACGUGGGAGAGUGCUUGCUGCACAGGUCACGAGGUGCGGAUGCGAUUUAGGUCACACCUGUGGUGUAAGGCGCGUGAACAGGGCACGUGGUGGCGUGGAGCACCAACGCCAACACUCAGGUUGGGUGGUUGUUCCCAUCUUAGGCGAGGAGGCAGCUGGAGGGGCUCAGAGCGCUGCCAGCACUGCACCACAAGCAGUGGUGACAGUCGAGCUGGGCUUCAGCUGCAGUGUGGCCCACAGCACGCUGCCUGGGACACGCAGGCACUCUGUCCUCAACCCGGAAGCCCUUCUCCAAGGGGACUUCUGAGGCCUGGCCUCCAACACGCUCAGGGGCACUUGACAGCCAGACUUGAGCUGUCACUCCAAGUGACAAAUGCUGGCUGGAACUAGAGUCCAACAGCCCCAGGUGGCACGCUCUUGCUUCUUGAAGGCCACCUUUAGCUUUUCUGGGAAUGCCUGUCUCCUGAAGAGUGGAGGGUGACGGAAGCAAGCAUACAGGUCCCGACUGGGGACCGGGAAGCUUUCCUUUGAGGAAACUUAGGUGUCAGCUUUUAGGACAUUAAGAAAACUGAGGGUUUUUUUUAAGUGUCCAGCUCCUGCACUCUGGCGGGGCCGUGUGCCUCCAUCCCAGCCUCCGCAGCACUUGAAAGAGCAGGUGGAGCAGCUCUGCCUUCUGAGGUCUUACUGGAACUGCUAGGGGCCUGCAAAGCGGCCAGGCUCACUUUUUCAAAAGAACAUUAUUUAAAACACAACUUGGCAGGGAAGUGGUCAAAAGAGAACAAAAAGCAAGCACUCCCCAGCCCGCAGCACGGCGGGGAGGGUGGCGUCUGGCACUCCUGUCAGGAAUCAGGAAUCCGUGCAGCCGUGAGACCAGGAGGGUGUGCUCCUCCUGUGGCUUCUCUCCAAAAAUCCAGCUAGAAAGAAAUGGGAUAUUUUUCCUGUUUACUCACAAGUACAUUAGUUAGUAGGAGACUUUAGAAGGCAUUUCCAUCCUUGAUCCUAGUGACGGAAAAUACAUGUAACAGUGUUGUUCCUGGUAGAUUUAAAUCAUUGGCCAAAAUUCUUUAAAGGCCUUUUUUUUAGGUAUCUGCCAACUUGAUAUUGAACUUGGUGGGUUUUACCCAGAAAUGUUUGCAGAUUUCCAGGUUAACUGGAAUUUCACAUCCAGCCUCAAAAACCAGAUCCCUUGACCUCUCCCUGUCAGGCUGGGUCUCGUCUUUGUCCUGGGAAGCAAACUACUUCUCAAUAAAACCAUCCUAACAGGGCUGAAGGGAGUCUUUGGAGGGCUGGGCAGCAGCCCCUGCUGCUCCAGGUACUGCCCUGUGCUCUACAGAGCCCGCUGGGAGCUGGGGCACCCCCGACCUGCUUUCCCUACUUUGCUUUUCACUGACUAGAUACUAAAUGAGCCUCCGUGGAAACAGAACCCACCAGCCCUCUCUGAGCCCACUUGGCCGCCACGCAAACCAGACCACUGGACACCUGUAGCUAGGGCUGGGUGGAGCUCUGUCUGCAGCAGGUGGAGCCCGGAGUGGAGCAGCAGGGUCACGUGGAGCUUACCUUACAGCUUCUGGUCAUAUUCCCAAGGUGAUCAGGUCUUCUAUUAGGAUUCCAGGCCAUGGCCUGGGUCAGUCAAAAGCAGCAGCGAUCCUCCGGCUCUGCUGAGCAGCUGGAAGCGUUGUCUAUUAGACCCUCUUUUGACUUCAGUCCUCCACUUUGCAGGUCAGAAAGUUUGUAAAUGGGAAUUUCUUAUGGUUUCCAAACUAAUUCUAUGUUUGAGAGUGGUUAAAUCUGCAAAGAAAAUGUUGAGGUUUUUUUUGCCACUUUGAGGCAUAACUCAUGGUUUUUAACAAAAUGUAUUUUAGCAAAAACAUCAUGCUGGCACACAGUGGGCAAGCUGGCAUGCUGAUUGUCCGUGGUGUUUCCAUAAAGGCCCCAGCUAAUUGAUGAGCCAUCUUCCACCUCCAGCACAAGUCAUCUCUAGGCAGGAUUUGCAGUUCCCUCAGCUUUGCUGUAUGAUUUCAUGUUUCUUUGGAAAGUUGCUUUGCAUAUUAAAGUUAUUUUCUCCUGGUUUCCUCUAA
Molecule: messenger RNA, 5114 nt
Organism: Ictidomys tridecemlineatus (thirteen-lined ground squirrel)
Lineage: Eukaryota; Metazoa; Chordata; Mammalia; Rodentia; Sciuridae
Source: RefSeq, a predicted model, not a curated record